Aethalodelphis obliquidens (Pacific white-sided dolphin) is the source of this 3037-nucleotide messenger RNA. It is a transcript of the gene GOSR2, whose product is annotated as golgi SNAP receptor complex member 2. Gene Ontology annotation, cellular component: SNARE complex; endoplasmic reticulum membrane; Golgi apparatus. The transcript is spliced from 6 exons. Gene Ontology annotation, biological process: intra-Golgi vesicle-mediated transport; vesicle fusion. The record is from RefSeq and is a predicted model, not a curated record. Lineage: Eukaryota; Metazoa; Chordata; Mammalia; Artiodactyla; Delphinidae. The coding region runs from base 1092 to 1673 and encodes 193 amino acids. Gene Ontology annotation, molecular function: SNAP receptor activity; SNARE binding.
CCAUUUGGGUUUCCUUUUCUGUCAGUUGCCCUUUGCCCAUUUUAAAAAUUGCUUUGUUUGACUUUUCCUAUUGAUUUGUAGCAGUUCCUUAUACAUUCUGAAUACUAUUCCCUGGUUACCUGCUGCAGGUAUCUUCCAGUCUCUGCCUGUCUUUUUUUUUGUAAAUUGUGCCUUUGGUGUAAAAAGGGUUUUGUUUUAAUGUAGCCAGAUCUAUCAGUCUUUUCUUUUGUGGUUUGUGGGGGUAGUUUUGGUUUUUGUCUUGUUUAAGAAAUCCUUCUUUAACCUGAAGUCAUAAUAUGCACGCCUAUAUUUUCUUCGGAAAGUUCUAAAGCCUCACUUUUUACAUUUAGGCUUUAAACCAUCUUGAGUUUAUCUUUGUGUACUACUACAUGAGGUGUCUUUUUUCCAUGUGGAUAACGAGCUGAGCCAUCAGCACUUAUUGUAGUCCAUUCUUUUCCCACUGCCAUUAGAAGUUUACCUCACUGCCCACAUCCAGGCCUUCAGGGAAGUCCUAGUUCUCUUUUCCAUCUCAGCAUUGCCAUCCAGUCCUCUCUGGCUGUUUUCACGGUUGCCCUGAUCCAGAUGUUGGUUUCUUCAAGCUGCCUUUCUACAUCUGCCUCCAUAUGUCCACGUGCCUCCAUUCUGAAGCAUCCAGACUUGCCUUCCUGAAGUAGCAGGUUCUAGGAGUGAUUUCCUGGUGCCUCUCAGGACCAUGGGUCUUGCCCAGGAGCGCUCUGAGAGUCGUUAGAGAGCUGCUCUUGCUCCUGGGGCCAUGGGUCAUGUUUAGAGGCCACAGGGACACCCUGGAAAAGACUAGAGGCAAGUUCAAAUGAAGUUUGGGCUCCUGGCUCACAUUGGUAAAUUUGGGGUCACAGUUUGUGGUGCUCACGGUGGAGGAUGGUUGCUGACCUUUCCCUCAAGGGUUGGUGAUGAUGGAAGAGCUCACAGGUCCCUCUCAUGUGGCUCUCACGUGGAGAGACCAGAGGCACCAGGAGGCGGUUGUUGGAGUAGGAUAAACAGUAUCCCCAGGACUGAUCACAGAGGACGGCUUGGAGGGGCUCAGCGGGCAGGUCCACGAGAUCCAGUCUCACAUGGGACGCCUGGAGACGGCCGACAAGCAGUCUCUGCACUUAGAAAACGAAAUCCAAGCAAGCAUAGACCAGGUAUUCAGCCAUCUAGAGCGUCUGGAGAUCUUGUCCAGCAAGGAGCCUCCUAACAAAAGACAGAAUGCCAAACUUCGUGUCGACCAGUUAAAGUAUGAUGUCCAGCACCUGCAGACUGCUCUCCGAAACUUCCAGCAUCAGCGAUACGCAAAGGAGCAGCAGGAAAGACAGCGAGAAGAGCUUCUGUCCCGCACCUUCACCACUAAUGACUCUGACACCACCAUACCAAUGGAUGAAUCACUGCAGUUCAACUCCUCCCUCCAGAAAAUUCACCACGGCAUGGAUGACCUCAUUGGAGGCGGACACAGUAUUCUGGAGGGACUGAGGGCCCAGAGACUGACCAUGAAGGGGACCCAGAAGAAGAUCCUCGACAUCGCCAAUAUGCUCGGCUUGUCCAACACAGUGAUGCGGCUCAUCGAGAAGCGAGCUUUCCAGGACAAGUACUUCAUGAUCGGUGGGAUGCUGCUCACCUGUGUGGUCAUGUUCCUUGUGGUGCAGUACCUGACCUGAGCCAGCCAGGCCCCGUGGCUGAACAACGGUCCCACGGCGUGAGAGUGUGUGUGUGUGUGAGUGUGCAAAGAGAGGGAGGCCCGGAGGCUGCCUUCUGAAAUGUGUGCCCAUCUUAACUGUGAAGACCACUCAGAAGUAAUUGUGACCUGCAACCUGGUGGGAGUUUCAAACCUCUGUUUUUUGUGACAUCUUGGAGGGGAAACUCAUGCUACCAAGAUGUGGUGCUUAGGAAAUGAACGAAGUGUCUGUUCUCUCUCAUGCUCACUGUCACUCUCACUGGGGGAGGAAGUGAUGCAAGGGUAAGGGAGGACCAGGGAGAGGGGAGGAAGAGAAUGGCCUUGGUGGUUUUUGUCCUCAUAGCUGAUGUGCACCCAGGAAGGCUUUCACGGUGAGCUUGCAGACAGGACUGUCCACUCUUUGCCAUCCACUGGCCUUUCUGGCUCCUAGUAGAUAGUCUAGAGCAGAAGCAAAGAGAGGAGGGGAAAGAGGCCUUCUUUUCCUGCACCCACUACAGUAGGUGGGUUCACAUGCUCUUGCUACUAGCCACCUUCCCCCACACCCCUCCAAAAAAUAAUGACAUGCCAAUGACUGACUGCUAAUACUCGUCGUCCUUCCCCGGAAGCAGCUACCUAGAGGAAACAGAGGCAUUGGCACUGUUGCUGAUAGCAAGAUUUUCCACAUCACGGAUGUUGGGUGUUUCUCCUUUCUAAAGUAAGGCCACUGUUAACUCCCUGGGAAUGGUCAGUCUUGAAACUGAAGACCCUAGUCACCGAUAUUUUUCCCAGUAGUUAAUGGUUGGCUUUUAAGACUGCAGCCUGGCACCCGUGCCCAGGCUUUGGUGGGUGUUUGCCCCUUAUCAGGUAGCUGUGAGCAAAGGUUAGUGAUUUGUCUUUUACAGUCUCAUCUCUAGUUUUAGUGUCUCUAAUUAAUAAUUGGCUCUCUUCCCUUCCUUGAAAUAUAUUAGCAACUGCCAGCCAAGCCUCCAUUCUGCCCAGCCAGUGUGGGCACAUGCCUCCCUGGAGACGUCUCUGGUGUGUAUGUCCUUGUAAGACUCUGUUUUCAGGGACCAGGACCUUUUUCCUUCUCGGACCAACUCUAGAUUAAGGCUGUACCGGUACCCGGCGUAUUGUGGAAUUUAUUGUAAAGCCAGUCUGUUCAAGGAGACUAAUCACUGAAAGUACCAGAAAGACCUGGUUAGCCUAUUUUUUCAUCUGUCACAGGCCCUACCAGCCCUAGGCUCAGUAUGGCAAGACAUAAAUAACACUCACAGUUUCCCAGAGGAACUGUAAACCUGGUCAGUAUUAACCCCACCUUUGACUGUCUUGCCCUACCUACUUCCCGUCUUUGUUUCUUGUCAUUUGGAC